Messenger RNA from Thrips palmi, 705 nucleotides. Its product is annotated as serine/threonine-protein kinase prpf4B-like. The transcript has a single exon. The record is from RefSeq and is a predicted model, not a curated record. Lineage: Eukaryota; Metazoa; Arthropoda; Insecta; Thysanoptera; Thripidae. Bases 1 to 705 code for a protein of 234 amino acids.
AUGCGACUUACGGGCCGCUCGCUCCCAGCGCUUCCAGCCGCCAACACCGUGCACGCGAGGCGAGCGAUUCCGAGGAGGCGGUCCGUCGCUCUGUCUCCCUCGCACCCGCGGAACGCCCGCAAGUACGACAGAGACCUCGACAGAGACCUCGACAGAGACCUCGACAGAGACCUCGACAGAGACCUCGACAGAGACCUCGACAGAGACCUCGACAGAGACCUCGACAGAGACCUCGACAGAGACCUCGACAGAGACCUCGACAGAGACCUCGACAGAGACCUCGACAGAGACCUCGACAGAGACCUCGACAGAGACCUCGACAGAGACCUCGACAGAGACCUCGACAGAGACCUCGACAGAGACCUCGACAGAGACCUCGACAGAGACCUCGACAGAGACCUCGACAGAGACCUCGACAGAGACCUCGACAGAGACCUCGACAGAGACCUCGACAGAGACCUCGACAGAGACCUCGACAGAGACCUCGACAGAGACCUCGACAGAGACCUCGACAGAGACCUCGACAGAGACCUCGACAGAGACCUCGACAGAGACCUCGACAGAGACCUCGACAGAGACUGCGACGAGCCUGCAGGCCUCGACGAGGCUCGCAGGACCGUGCGCGAGCCUCGCGAAGCGCUGCGGACACGACGGUGGCACACUCGACGAGCUGCGGCCUCGCGGACCUCGUAUAACUGGCAAUAA